Schistosoma turkestanicum is the source of this 4249-nucleotide messenger RNA. NCBI's taxonomy places the organism in Eukaryota, Metazoa, Platyhelminthes, Trematoda, Strigeidida, Schistosomatidae. The record is from the annotation of a GenBank genome assembly.
AUGACAGAAAUAAAUUUUAUCGGGGAAAUUGCAAUUCGUGUUUUUCGUGCAUGCAAUGAAAUGAAUAUUAGAACAGUGGCUAUUUAUAGUGAACAAGAUAAAAUGCAAAUGCAUCGUCAAAAAGCUGAUGAAUCAUAUUUAAUUGGUAAAAGUUUACCACCGGUAGCUGCUUAUCUUAAUAUUCCUGAAAUUAUACAACUUGCUCUAAAACAUAAUGUCGAAGCUAUACAUCCUGGUUAUGGAUUUCUUAGUGAACGAUCUGAAUUUGCACAAGCUUGUACUGAUGCUGGCAUUAUAUUUAUUGGACCAUCAGCUAAAGUUGUCAAACGUAUGGGUGAUAAAGUUGAAGCUCGACAAGCUGCUAUUAAUGCAAAUGUUUCAGUUGUUCCUGGAAGUCCUGGACCAAUUACUUCUUCUGAAGAAGCUAUGGAAUUUUGUAAACAAUAUGGAUUACCAGUUAUACUCAAAGCAGCUUAUGGUGGAGGUGGUCGUGGGAUGCGUGUGGUUCGAAGACUUGAGGAUAUUAAACAAAAUUUUGACUUGGCUUCAUCAGAAGCAUUAGCAGCUUUUGGAAAUGGUGCAAUGUUUAUUGAGAAAUUUAUUGAACGACCAAGACAUAUUGAAGUUCAAAUUCUGGGUGAUAAAUAUGGAAAUGUUGUACAUUUGUAUGAAAGAGAUUGUUCUGUCCAGCGCAGACACCAGAAGUUAGUGGAAAUAGCACCAGCCCCGAACCUAGAUCCGACUAUUCGUAAAUCAUUAUUAAACGAUGCGGUACGAUUAGCAUCUUCUGUUAAUUAUGAAAAUGCUGGUACUGUAGAAUUUCUAUAUGAUCAAACAAAUGGACAAUAUUAUUUCAUUGAAGUCAAUGCUCGUCUUCAAGUUGAACAUACUGUUACUGAAGAAAUUACGGGUGUAGAUAUUGUUCGAUCACAAAUUCGUCUAGCUGAAGGUCGUUCAUUAAGCGAUCUUGAUUUAACUCAAGAUAAAAUUAAACCACAUUGUUUUGCAAUACAAUGUCGUAUAACUACUGAAGAUCCAACGAAACAAUUUCAACCUGAUUCAGGACGUAUUGAAGUAUUUCAAAGUGGUGAAGGAAUGGGUAUACGUGUGGAUUCAGCUUCAGCAUUUUCUGGAGCCAUUGUUUCACCAUAUUAUGAUUCAUUAUUAGUGAAAAUAAUUGCACGUUCAGGUGAUUUUCGUUUAGCUGCUAAAAAAAUGUUACGUUCAUUAGCGGAAUUUCGUGUACAUGGUGUUAAAACAAACAUUCCUUUUCUUAUGAAUGUAAUAAAACAUGAAAAAUUUCUAUCUGGUAUUGUUGAUACAACUUUCAUUGAUGAACAUCCUGAGUUGUUUAACUUACCACCGGCUAAACAACGUGCUCAAAAACUAUUACGUUAUCUUGGUCAUAUAAUGGUGAAUGGACCAUCUACUCUAUUGGCUACCAAUUUGCCACCAUCUGAAAUUGAACCAACUGUACCAACAGUUUCUUAUGCUAAUCAUAUUCCAAAAGGUUGGCGUAACAUACUAUUAGAAGGUGGACCAGAGAAGUUUGCUAAAGCUAUUCGAUCACAUCCACAACUUUUGAUUACAGAUACUACUAUGCGUGAUGCACAUCAAUCAUUGUUAGCAACACGUGUACGUACAUUUGAUCUAUUACGUAUUGCACCAUAUCUGGCUUAUCAAAUGCCACAAUUGUUUAGUAUUGAAAAUUGGGGAGGUGCUACAUUCGAUGUAAGCAUGCGUUUCCUGCAUGAAUGUCCUUGGGAACGUUUGGAACAACUUCGUGCUAUUAUUCCUAAUAUUCCAUUUCAAAUGCUUCUACGUGGUGCCAAUGCAGUUGGUUAUAAAAACUAUCCUGAUAAUAUCGUAUACAAAUUUUGUGAAGUUGCUGUCAAAAAUGGCAUUGAUAUAUUUCGUGUAUUUGAUAGUUUAAAUUAUUUACCAAAUUUAAUUAUGGGUAUGGAUGCUGUCGGUAAAGCUGGUGGAGUUAUUGAAGGUUCCAUAUGUUAUUCUGGUGAUUUGUCAAAUCCUAUACUUGAUAAAUAUAAUUUAAAUUAUUACAUGGAUUUAACUGAUCAAUUAGUGAAAGCUGGAACUCAUAUAUUAGGAAUUAAAGAUAUGGCAGGCUUAUUAAAACCAAAAGCUGCUCGUAUACUUUUAUCUGCUAUACGUGAACGUUAUCCUGAUAUACCGAUUCAUUUGCAUACACAUGAUACAGCGGGUGCUGGUGUAGCAUGUUUAUUGACUGCCGCUGAAUAUGGUGUAGAUAUUGUCGAUGUCGCUGUGGACAGUAUGUCUGGUUUAACUAGUCAACCAAGUAUGGGUGCUUUGGUGGCUUGUUUAAAACAUACAGACAAUGAUACUGGUUUAUCAAGUGAAGAUGUAUCAACUUAUUCAGCUUAUUGGGAACAAACAAGAAAUUUAUAUGGACCAUUUGAAUGUACUACAACUAUGCGUUCUGGUAAUGCUGAUGUAUAUGAAAAUCAAAUACCUGGUGGUCAAUACACCAAUUUACAAUUUCAAUCAUAUUCACUUGGUUUAGCUGAUCAAUUUGAAAAAGUGAAACAUAAAUAUACUGAAGCUAAUCAAUUAUUAGGUGAUAUAAUUAAGGUAACACCAUCAUCUAAAAUAGUCGGUGAUUUAGCUCAAUUUAUGGUACAAAAUAAUUUAACAGCUCAACAAGUAUUAGAUCGAGCUGGAGAAUUAUCAUUUCCAUCUUCAGUAAUUGAAUUUUUCAAAGGUGAAAUUGGUAUUCCUUAUGGUGGAUUCCCUGAACCACUUAGAACAAAGAUUAUGCAAGGUCAAAAAGCUGAAACUGAACGUGCUGGUUCACAUAUGGAACCAUUUGACUUUGAUAAAUUAUCUAAACAAUUAAAAGAAAAAUUCAAAAGAGAUUUUGAUGAACGUGAUCUAUUGUCAGCAGCUUUAUAUCCUAAGGUAUUUGAUGAAUUUGAAGAAUUUCGUACAAUCUAUGGUCCUGUGGAUCGAUUACCGACCCGAAUGUUUUUCAUUGGACCUAAAAUUGCUGAAGAAUUCCCAGUUGAUUUAGAAACUGGUAAAAUGUUACAUAUUAAAACAUUAGCUGUUGGUGAUUUAACCAAAUCUGGUGAACGUGAAGUUUUCUUUGAAAUGAAUGGUCAAUUAAGAUCAAUUUUGAUUAGUGAUAAAGAAGCGACAAAGUCUAUUUCAUUUCAUCCAAAAGCUUUAAAAGGUGUUAAAGGCUCGGUUGGUUCACCAAUGCCUGGUGAAUUAGUUACAAUCACUGUGAAAGAAGGUGAUCAUGUAGAAAAAGGUCAAAAAUUAGCUACAUUAUCAGCUAUGAAAAUGGAAGUCAUUCAUCGUCUGGUACUGAAAAUAAUACGCCCAAAAAUUCAUCUUCGUAAACAUAUCAAUGUCAAUAAAUUGGUUGCAGCUGUUGUUGUAACUAAAUAUCAAAACAAGCUAGGUCCAAGACUAUCUAUCGACCCAUAAGUAUGGAUGAGCACUGGCUGCAUUUACAUGAUACCAAAAAGAUGGUGAGCGAAGUCGCUUGCGGCUUGUACAAUGUUUGUGUAAGGACCGAUAAACUUGGUGGUCAGAGCGUGUGACGAGUCGGAGGCAGAAACUGCAUCUUUUAACUGCCAGUAACUCAACUCAUCUGGGCUACUAGCAGAAAUAAGUCUGGUGUUCGUGAAACAAUUUGUGAUACUAACAGGACAUCAGUAAAACUGUCCUUUCUUAUCUUACCAGCGUCGACCGAUCCACCUAACGAGGCGAAGAUCUGCAAGAAACCCCAACUCUUAAGGCACCACAAAUCACUAGGGCAAGAUGACUUACCUCCGACCCUUUUUGAAGAUGGUGGCGACCGUCUGGCUAAAUAACUAUUUGGGGUGUCGACAGAAUGUUGUGAAUAAGUGUUCCAACUCCCUAGAAUGGGUCGAUAGUCGUCCCUAUUUUUAAAAAGAGUUGUGAUCAUCUAUGCAUUAACUAUCAGGACAUAAGUCUACUUCCGGUUGUGUCCAAACUAUUGGCUACUGUCACACUUCAUGGCUUGUUUGAAACCUGUGAAACAUUGACCCACAAAGUGCAGUCUAAUUUUCGUUCUGGUUAAGAAUCUUUUGAUCAUUAAUACUUCCACUCUUAUACAUUAAUUUCUAUUUCUUUGUUCCUUUUUUGUUAUACUCACCUUCCUUUCUCUAUCUCUUUACUAUCUCUGUUUGACUGGCUCACAAAUGUUUUGGUGCUUCUUUGUAACAAUGUUUGCAUGUUU